This is a messenger RNA of Scaptodrosophila lebanonensis, 2457 nucleotides long. RefSeq names its product inactive serine protease scarface (gene scaf). The record is from RefSeq and is a predicted model, not a curated record. Gene Ontology annotation, biological process: proteolysis. Lineage: Eukaryota; Metazoa; Arthropoda; Insecta; Diptera; Drosophilidae. Gene Ontology annotation, molecular function: serine-type endopeptidase activity. The transcript has 6 exons. The coding region runs from base 75 to 2126 and encodes 683 amino acids.
UUCGUGCGUUCGAGUCUGGGUUUCCUUUAGUUAAACGGACAGCAUCCAGAGUGAAAAUUUGCGAAAAACAAAACAUGUCACGGUUUCGAAAUCUUCUCGCAUGGGCCUUGCCCCUGGCCACAGCGUUGACUGUAGCUAACGCCAGCUAUAGUGGAAAUAUGUUUCUAAAUGGAGAGUACAAGCAGGGCUUAAAGGAACAUCCCGAGACGCACUUCUCAGUCAAUCCAUCGGCGAACAUUUUCCUCAACCAUGCGAUUAUUAGCAGACAAGCUUCUCCCUUCCAGGGUCCCACAUAUUUGCCACCGAAAGAGUUCCUGAAGUGCUCGCCGGGUCAACAAUGUGUGCGUCAAGGUCAAUGCCAAAAUGGCUAUUUCAGUCAGCAGCUCCCAAAGAUUCAGAAUUGUGAACCAGAGACCGAUAUUUGCUGCACAUAUCGCGCGCCACCGACCACUACAACAACCACAACAACCACGCCCAGGCCCUACGCAACCUGUGGACGCGACUCUGAUUGUGUCGCGCCUGAGGCUUGUCGCAAUGGAGAAAUCGCUGCCCCCAAUUACAUUAAGAAGCAAGGGCCCAACCGUUGUUAUGCCCCCGAAAUCUGCUGCCGCAUGCCUUCGACUACACUGACCGAGGAUGGCUACAUUUUCAAUGUACCUGAGAAGAAUUUCCCUCUGCCAACAAACCCCACUGUGCCAGCUGUUCGUACCACCCAGCCUGCUUACCGUCCCACACCGCCAGCUCCGCAGCCGCCUCGCCCCCAGCCAACGCAACCACGCCCCACCCCGCCUGCCUAUCGCCCAACAUCGCCUCCAGUUUAUACCACACGGCCCACACAACCUCAACCUACUUAUCGCCCACAGCCCACACAACCCCGCCCACAGCCCACACAACCCCGACCACAGCCAACCACACGUCGUCCCACCAACGAGUACUUGCCUCCUCAACCCACAUAUCGACCACAGCCAACAACACGUCGUCCCACGAACGAGUACUUGCCUCCGGUUUCAGUGAACGAGAUUCCCCACCGGGAACGCCCAACGCAACCACCCCGCUAUGAGACCGAUCGUGUGCCCCAGCCAUCCAAUGAUAAGCCCAUCCGUGGCGAAGAUCAGCUUUCCCCACAAAUCUUCCCCCAAAGAGUCCCUUCACAGACGCCUGGCGAACUCCCCAAACACUACGCCAAGUGCGCUUCUGCUCUAGUUUGCACAGACGAGAGCUAUUGCAAUGCCAUAGGUGUACUGACCGAUUCGCCCGUGCAACUAUCACCCAUGGAGGCUGCUUUCCGUGUGCCACUCACAGAUUGUCUGCAGCCAGACAGUGGAGCACCUGGCAAGUGCUGUCGCGAUCCCAACUAUGUGGACCCCUGGCCUGUCAACCUGGCUGGCGUUUGCGCCACACGCAACUCCCGUACAAAGCCCACCGGCAUUAAGGAUAUAGAUAGCAACUUUGCUGAGAUUCCAUGGCAGGCAAUGAUCUUACGUGAGUCGAGCAAGACGCUGCUCUGUGGUGGCGCAAUUAUUGGUGACGAAUUCGUUCUCACCUCGGCCAAAUGUGUAAAUGGCGUACCCGUGAACGAUGUGCGUAUCAAGGCCGGCGAAUGGGAAUUGGGAAGCACCAAGGAACCAUUGCCCUUCCAGCUGGUGGGCGCCAAGACCAUUGACAUUCAUCCCGAGUUCGAUCCCUCUACCGGUGCGCACGACAUGGCUAUCAUUCGUCUUGACAAACGCUUCGAGUUCGCCACACACAUACAGCCAAUUUGCAUCAGUGAUGAGGAUCCUACCGCAUCUGAGCAGUGUGUGACAACCGGGUGGGGCAAACAGGCGCUAUCAAUUCAUGAAGAAGGCGCCAUCAUGCAUGUGACUGGUACGUCGACACAAGCACGUAGCGACUGCGGAGCCGACCAAACUGGAGUAUGUAGCGCUACCAAAUUCGAUUCCUGUGAAUUCGAUGUGGGCAGUGCAUUGGCCUGCGGCAGCGGCUCCAAUGUGCGACUCAAGGGCAUCUACAGUGUAGAGAACAACUGCGGCGAGGGACAGGCUGUGAGGUUCAGCAAACCAGAUAUCAAAUGGAUCAAUACUCAAUUCGCUGACAGAAAUAAGCCCCUAUUACUGAAGCGCUUCUAAGCUGGGAGACUCUCAAAAUAAAACAGACAAAAAGUAAAGAAAUAGUUGAAGCGAAGCAUGUCAUUAGCUUAGGAAAUCGAACAAGUUAGUUAGGCGAGCCAUGCUCUCGAAUGUGGCGAACGUUUCCUUUAGUUGAACUAUUUUUAAUUUAACACGAGACUCCGGACACCUUUUCUAUUUAUUCCCUAUUAUUGCAUAUUCCCAACACUAAUUUUUACCCUAUGCAGCUUUUUACGUUCGUUACUGCCAGCAGAACACAACAAAUAGUUUAAAUAAGCGAACAAUUCAACUGAUUAAUGCUAUAAAGGAGUACCAACAUGUUGUAAAAUAA